AUGGACAAGGUUAGCAAGAUGGUCUCUGAGAAGCCGGUGGUUAUCUUCAGCAAGAGCUCGUGCUGCAUAAGCCACACAGUUAGGUCCCUCUUCUCGGAUUUUGGGGUAAACCCGACGGUGUAUGAGGUCGACGAGAUUUGUAGGGGCCGUGAAAUCGAGCAGGCCCUAUCGAGGCUCGGAUGCAAUCCCACGGUGCCGGCAGUGUACAUUGGGGGUGAGCUGGUGGGAGGGGCAAACGAGGUCAUGAGCCUCCACCUCCAAGGGGCUCUCAGGCCCAUGCUCAAAAGGGCUGGGGCCCUCUGGCUUUGA
This is a messenger RNA of Striga hermonthica, 309 nucleotides long. The record is from the annotation of a GenBank genome assembly. Lineage: Eukaryota; Viridiplantae; Streptophyta; Magnoliopsida; Lamiales; Orobanchaceae.